AGCCAGGGAGGGAGGCACCGUGGGCCCGGCUCGGGUCUCCAGGGAGGAGUUGGGGAACACCGGGCAAUUCUCACUGUUGGUUCCCGGUGGCGCAGGGAGCCCGUGUGUUAGCAAGUGUCUGUAUGCAAGGUUCUCCGGGCCGGACUCCGCGCUCUUCUCGCUGGCCGCCCUGGGAAUCGCCGGCUGCCGCCGCCCAGCCUGCACCCGCCGUCCCCCCAGUACUUGGUCACCUGUUGGAGGCACAGAGACAGCCAGGGGUGCUGCAUGAGGGGCCGCAGGGGCGACCGCAUGACCAUCAACAUCCAGGAGCACAUGGCCAUCAACGUGUGCCCUGGGCCCAUCCGGCCCAUCCGCCAGAUCUCUGACUACUUUCCCCGCCGGGGACCAGGACCCGAAGGGGGCGGCGGGGGCUUCCGGGAGGCCCCUGCGCGUCUGGGCCCCCUGGCCCUGGCCCCCCCUGCAUCCUUCCUUGGGGCCACCACGCCCGAGGAUGGAGCGGAGGUGGACAGCUAUGACUCGGAUGAUACCACGGCCCUGGGCAUGCUGGAGUUUGACCUUCUCUACGACCGGGCCUCCUGCACUCUGCACUGUAGCAUCCUCAGGGCCAAGGGCCUCAAGCCCAUGGAUUUCAAUGGCCUGGCCGACCCCUACGUCAAGUUGCACCUGCUGCCUGGAGCCUGCAAGGCCAAUAAGCUAAAAACUAAGACUCAGAGAAACACGCUGAAUCCCGUGUGGAAUGAGGACCUGACGUACAGUGGAAUCACAGAUGACGACAUCACCCACAAGGUGCUCAGGAUUUCUGUCUGUGAUGAGGACAAGCUGAGCCACAAUGAGUUCAUCGGGGAGAUCCGUGUACCCCUACGCCGCCUCAAGCCUUCACAGAAGAAGCAUUUUAACAUCUGCCUUGAGCGCCAGGUCCCGCUGGCUUCACCCUCUUCCAUGUCGGCAGCGCUGAGGGGCAUCUCCUGUUACCUGAAGGAGCUGGAGCAGGCAGAUCAGGGGCCUGGGCUGCUGGAAGAGCGUGGGCGCAUCCUGCUGAGCCUCAGCUACAGCUCUCGGCGCCGGGGGCUGCUGGUGGGCAUUGUGCGCUGUGCCCACCUGGCUGCCAUGGAUGUCAACGGCUACUCUGACCCCUACGUCAAGACGUACCUGAGGCCAGACGUGGAUAAGAAAUCCAAACAUAAAACGUGUGUGAAAAAGAAGACUCUAAAUCCGGAAUUUAAUGAGGAGUUUUUCUACGAGAUGGAGCUCUCCGCUCUGGCCACCAAGACUCUGGAAGUCACGGUCUGGGACUAUGACAUUGGCAAAUCCAACGACUUCAUCGGUGAGGGAGGAGCCCGCUGGGUGGUGCUGAUGGAGGGCAGACUGGCAGUGCGAUUGGCUCUGAUUCUGCCUGCCUCUACCUGCUCCCCAGGUGGCGUGUCCCUGGGGCCAGGCGCCCGGGGAGAGGCCCGGAAGCACUGGAGUGACUGUCUACGGCAGCCGGAUACAGCCCUGGAGCGCUGGCACACCCUGACCAGUGAGCUGCCCCCAGCGGCCGGGGCUCUGCCCUCCGCCUGAGCGGGACAGUGGCUGCCCAGCACAGGCCCCUUGGGCCGGGGCCAGUACCCAACCUUCGCACGAGUGUGUUGCACGUUUACAUGGGGUGGGUGUCCCACCCUGCACUACCUGUCUUACUUUGUGAGAGUCUCCGUGACCGUGGGUCUGUCUUCUUGUGAGGGACUGUGGAGAUCUGUAUUCACAUAUGCAAACUUCCUCCUGCCUGACUCGCUACAACACGCAAAUAUGCAAACCCCCAUCCUGUGCACACCUGCAGGAGGAGUCCUGUCAGUGCCCCUGCCCCAAGGCCCCAGCUGCUGUUCCUCUCUCCUGCCUCUCCAGGCUGCCC
This is a messenger RNA of Diceros bicornis minor, 1888 nucleotides long. It is a transcript of the gene DOC2A, whose product is annotated as double C2 domain alpha. Bases 265 to 1560 code for a protein of 431 amino acids. NCBI's taxonomy places the organism in Eukaryota, Metazoa, Chordata, Mammalia, Perissodactyla, Rhinocerotidae. The transcript is spliced from 11 exons. The record is from RefSeq and is a predicted model, not a curated record. Gene Ontology annotation, cellular component: membrane.